Abrus precatorius (Indian licorice) is the source of this 1285-nucleotide messenger RNA. Its product is annotated as chitinase-like protein 2. The coding region runs from base 71 to 1024 and encodes 317 amino acids. NCBI's taxonomy places the organism in Eukaryota, Viridiplantae, Streptophyta, Magnoliopsida, Fabales, Fabaceae. Gene Ontology annotation, biological process: cell wall macromolecule catabolic process; carbohydrate metabolic process; chitin catabolic process. Gene Ontology annotation, molecular function: chitinase activity. The transcript has 3 exons. The record is from RefSeq and is a predicted model, not a curated record.
UCUAUAUGUAACUCAGAUUAAACACACCACAUAUCAGUAUUCAAGAGAAGAAAAAAAAAAGAAAAGAAAGAUGAAUCCAACAUGGGUUUUUGUGUUGAGUAUUGUAUCAAUGUUAGUCGUUGGGAAUGGACAGUCAUCAGUGAAGACAUUGGUGAAGACAGUGAAGGGAAAGAAGCUAUGUGACAAAGGGUGGGAAUGUAAAGGGUGGUCUGUUUAUUGCUGCAAUGAUACUAUUUCUGACUAUUUUCAGACCUACCAAUUUGAGAACCUCUUCUCAAAGCGCAAUUCACCAGUGGCACAUGCUGUUGGAUUCUGGGACUACCGUUCUUUUAUUACAGCUGCAGCGCUGUAUCAGCCUCUUGGGUUUGGCAACACUGGAGGCAAGACCAGUGGAAUGAAAGAGCUUGCAGCUUUCCUUGGUCAUGUGGGUAGCAAGACCUCUUGUGGUUAUGGGGUGGCUACAGGGGGACCCUUGGCCUGGGGCUUAUGCUACAACAAGGAGUUGAGUCCUGAUAAAUACUACUGUGAUGAAAACUAUAAAUUAACCUACCCAUGCACUCCUGGUGUGGCAUACUACGGCCGUGGAGCCCUGCCAAUUUUCUGGAACUACAACUAUGGAAAAAUUGGGGAAGCCUUGAAGGUGAAUCUAUUAGACCAUCCUGAAUACAUAGAACAGAAUGCUACCCUGGCCUUUCAGGCAGCAAUAUGGAAGUGGAUGACCCCACCUGAAAAAAACCUACCUUCACCCCAUGAUGUUUUUGUUGGCAGCUGGAAACCCACCAAGAAUGACACAUUGUCCAAAAGGGUACCUGGAUUUGGUGCCACCAUAAAUUUGCUAUAUGGUGAUCAAGCGUGUGGCGAAGGAUCUGAUAAUGACCAAAUGAACAAUAUUAUUUCCCAUUAUCUUUAUUACCUUGAUCUCAUGGGUGUUGGCAGAGAAGAGGCAGGGCCUAAUGAAGUGCUCUCUUGUGCUGAGCAAGCUGCUUUUAAGCCCACUGGCUCACCAUCUUCUUCUACAAAUUGAGCUUUUCUUUGUUGUGAUUCUUGCUGGUCCAUUCUUGAAUCCUGCAAAAUUUAAUAAAGGAGGGCUAGUAGAGAAUAUUUCAACUACUUUUGCCUUCACAUGAGAGUGAAAUGAGCUUGGAGUGGACAAUCAUAGUUAAAUGUGUAUAGAUUAUUAAGCUGCUAUAUAUAUCUUGGCUUCUGUUAUUUUCUGUCCAUUCUUGUAUAAUUUUGAAUAUAUUUUGGCACAAUGUAUACAAUUGAAUAUUUGAUCACUAUGGAU